GAACCUUCAGAAGCAAACACAUCAGCCUCUCGGAUGAUCACAAUGAUAUCAAGCCACAAACACUCAGCCUGAGGUGAUCUUAGAAGCUAAUGUUCAACCUGAAUCUGAAGCCAGGGAACCUCAAGUAGAAAGAAUAUGAAUUUUAUGCUGAAACUGAGUCAACCAGAGCUGAAGCCAAUGAAUCUCAAGUAGAAAGUGAUAAGAAUUUAUAUGCUGAGCUUGUGUCUACUAGAGCUGAAAACAUUCAUCAGAGCUCUGAAUUGGAUGCUGCAAUGGGUCAUGAUCAUCCACAGAUUUCAGCCACAGAAGAUAUCACUACAGUGAAUGGGUCAGAAGUUGAAUUUCUCACAACAAAUGUCUUGGGCAUUUUUUUGCUUGUGCUUCUGAGUCUACUUGCAACAACAGCUUUCUUCAAGUAUGCAAAGAAAGGAAAACCCUCAACUCCAAAUGCUGCUACUCCUGUGGACCAACCAGCAAUGACUAAGAAAUUGGAUUACAGUCCAAUUUCAGUUACUUCUGAACAUACUUUCAGAGAAAGGCUGUCCUCUAAGGAUUGGCAGACAGAAGUUGAUAUGGUUGUUGAAUCAUGUCCAUCAGAAAUGAGCAGCUUCAAGAGUUCAUCUUACAGCAAGAAAGGACACAAAGAGUCAAGUGAAGGUCAGAGCCAAGAAAGGAAGACUAGGAAGAGUGACAGGAGAGAGUCCCUUGCCUCAUCGGAUUUCUCUAUGGGUUCGCCUUCCUAUGGUAGCUUCACCACGUAUGAGAAAAUUCCCAAGAAGCAUGGAUUUGAUGAUGAGGUGGUUACUCCGGUUAGGCGUUCAAGCAGGUUGAGGAACCAAGUCAAUUCUCCGUGACAACCGGAAAGCUCCAUGUUUAUCAAUCUUUCCAUUGUGCAGCUGUGCAAAGUGUGAACCAUUAUUUACUUGCUGACUUUAGUUUAGUUUGAUUGAUUGUACUCUGAACUCCUUGUGUGGAACUAAUUAAUUGAUUCUAUUAUUAAUUCAG
Molecule: messenger RNA, 1005 nt
Organism: Pistacia vera
Lineage: Eukaryota; Viridiplantae; Streptophyta; Magnoliopsida; Sapindales; Anacardiaceae
Exons: 2
Coding region: 273-854 (193 amino acids)
Source: RefSeq, a predicted model, not a curated record